CUCAUGUUUUUUGUUGAUUUAUAAAAAUCAAAACAAUAAUAAAUAAAAACAUUUAAUUUAGUGUUGAAUGAGGGAAUAAUCAAAAAUUGUCAUUUAAUUAUGGCUUUAACAAACAUUUUACUGCUUAGUCAAAUCGCAGGCUACGUUAUCGCCCUAAUUUUGUCUCUGUGCAUCAUUGUCCCCAUGAGCCUGCAGCAGGAUGAUUUCAAGGGACAUUGUUUAUUAUUUUCCACUGGAGAAUGGCAGGAGUCUGAUGGGCAGCUAAAUGUACACUGGGCCUCUCAGGGCUACUGUAACUACACCAUUUUUGUAGGUGUGACUUUGGGCUUAGUGGCAAUCAUUCAAAUUUAUAGGUUGUCUGUUUUAUUAUUCAAAGGACAAGACAGCAGCUUUUUAUCAGCCUUUAUUGAUGUAGUUUCAGGAAUUCUUUUAAGUGCUGGCACAAUCAUUGCAGCCUGUAUGAUCACUUUUGGAUUUAUGGCAUGGUGUGAAAAUAUGACUCAAAGGUUUCCUUCAUGUGAAUUGGCUGCUGGACAAGACAUUGACCAUAAAGACGAAAUAAACACAAAAAAUUUCUAUAUAGAACUGGGAACUGCUCAGUUUGGUGUGUGGGGUUCAUUUGCAAUAUGGGUGGGACUAACAGUUUGUGCUAUUAUUAAACUACUGAGAUACCACCAGCUGGAGAAUAUCAGGGUUUCAAUGUUUAGGGAACGACAGAGGCUUAUUAAUGAAAAUGCCGACUCUCCAGGUAGUUCAUUAGGACGUGAGUCUACAAAUACUCAGUCAACAGCAACUGCAGAGUGAUUAGCUCAAGGGAUCUUAAGAUACCCCUAUAUUAUCAUUUAUGCUAUUAUUCAUAUAACAUUGUUUCUCCAUCAUACUGUAUACAGACUAGUUAAUAUUUUUUAACUGAUAUUAGAAAAAGCAGGAUAGAAAGCAAGUGCACUUUGUGCUCCAUAAAAUCCUAUUAAUUAUUGUUUGGCCUAAAGAAUUAAUAUUGUAAGUUAUUAAAUUUAUUGUGAUAUAUACAUAUUUAUACAUACAUAUAUUAUGUUUUAAGUAGGAUAGAUAAAGUAUAAAUAUUGCCAAAAAUCAUUAUGGAACCACAUUUCCAGUUCUUAUAAUUUUAUAUCAGAAGCAUAUGUUAUAUUUGCAAAGCACAUUUAAACAGAAUAUUCUCAGAUCCAAACAUUUGUAAUCUGUAGUGAGAUUAUUAAGCUGUAGUUAUUUAAAAUAUUUCUAUUUUAUGUCUUAAACGUUAUUUAUCACUUAAAUAUAUUAUUAUCCUAAAAUGA
This is a messenger RNA of Anthonomus grandis grandis, 1295 nucleotides long. Its product is annotated as transmembrane protein 179. The transcript has 4 exons. The record is from RefSeq and is a predicted model, not a curated record. Bases 100 to 804 code for a protein of 234 amino acids. Lineage: Eukaryota; Metazoa; Arthropoda; Insecta; Coleoptera; Curculionidae.